AUGAAUAAUUAAGUGUUGCUUCUCCAAAAAAGACCAGAUGAGUCUUUCCCUCAAAAUAUGAAUUUCUUUUAAAUACAAUAGUAAUCUACACCUCAAUUGGACAAGGGAGAAAUCCUUAUACGUGUACUUUUCAUUGGUAUAGAUCCAGUCAUGAGAGUUUGGCUAUCUGGUGCCAAAACAUAUAUAGAUUCAGUGUAAAUUGGAUAAGUAAUGCCAGCUUUUGGAGUUGGUCAAUGUAUUGAGAGUAAAGCCAAGAAUUGGAAUCAAGGUAAUUUAAAUUUUGUUAAGUAUUGUUUAGGACAAUUAGUUUUUGGAGUAUUAGAAUGUGCUUAGUAUUGUGUGAGAAAGGUUAAUAAACUAUUUAAGGUACCAUCUUUUGUAGAGAUUGGUGAUCCAAUAAUUCCUUUGACUUUGUCAAUGUAAAUGAAUUGAAUUAAAAUAUUAGUUAUGGUGUGACAGGUUUGACUGCUCUGAAUGCUAUGAAACAAAUACCAGAAUAGAAUAGACCAAUAAAGGAGAAAAAUAAGACUUUGUGUGUCUCUUCUGCAGCUGGUUCAACAGGAUCAGUAGUUUGCUAAAUAGCAAAGAAAAUGGGAUAUAGAGUUGUGGGUAUAGUAAGUAGUUAGGAGAAGGUUGAAUUCUUAAAAGAAUUGGGAGUUGAUGAAUGUGUUACAUAUAAUUAGUGUAAGCAAAAUGAGGAAAUAAAUGUGAAGUAAAUAUUUAAUUAAUAAUCAAUUAGUGAAUUAACAAAAUUAAUUAAAUCUCAUGCAUCUUAAGGAAUAGAUGUUUACUAUGAUAAUGCAGGAGAAGAAAUCUUAGAUGCAGUUAUACCAGUAAUAAAUAAGAAUGGAUAUGUAUUAUUAUGUGGAGCUACAUCUACUUAUAAUUCAUGGAAAUAGAGAUGUGGUUUAUAGAAUUUGGCAAAGGCUAUUUAGAAUUCAAUUAAAUUUGAGGGGAUAAUGUUUUUGAAUGAGAAAUAAAAAAUGUAUGAUGGAUUUGCUGAGAUGGUAGAAAUGGUUAAUGAAGGAUCAAUAAAACAUUAAGAAGAAAUAUUGUUAGGCAUAGAAUAAUUUAUUAUUGGAUUAUAGAAUGUUUUCUUAGGAAAGAAUAAGGGGAAAACAAUCAUUCAAAUUUAUGAUAAUUAAUUAUAGUAGGCUAAAUUAUGA
This is a messenger RNA of Paramecium pentaurelia, 1166 nucleotides long. Lineage: Eukaryota; Ciliophora; Oligohymenophorea; Peniculida; Parameciidae. The record is from the annotation of a GenBank genome assembly.